AUGGGACAAGACCUGCUCAAGUGGAAUGGAUGGGGAUAUAGAGAUUGCAAGUUUGUUUUGGAUCCUGUCAAAGAACUUGUAUCAUUCGAAGGUGACAGGUACCAACUUAAAGGACCAUUACCAUACUUAAAUGGGUGGCUAGAAACCAUUGAAGGGGUCAACUUAAAAGCAAAUCGUGAAGCACAGCCUGAUAUUCCAGCUGAUAAGAUCCCUAAAUCUAUCAUCAAUGAUGGAUUCUUAGAUGACUUCAGAAGAAGUGGUAUAUCACACACAUUUGAUCCACAUGAUAGACUCUUCAGGGCUCAUGGACAUACCCUUCAUGACUUGUUUACGCUGAGGGAAGGUAUCUUUAAAAGAAUUCCAGAUAUUGUUAUAUGGCCAGACUGCCAUGAUGAUGUAGUAAGAAUGGUUAACAUGUGUACCAAGCACAAUGUUUGUAUUAUUCCAUAUGGAGGAGGAACUAAUGUGACAAGAGCAGUAGAGUGCCCAGUUGAUGAGAGGAGAAUGAUUGUUUCACUUGAUAUGUCACAGAUGAAUCGAAUCUUAUGGGUGGAUGAGAAGAACCUGACAGCUCAUAUUGAAGCUGGUAUAUUUGGUGUAGAUCUUGAAGAAAAGUUAUCAAAGUAUGGUUUAUGUAGUGGACAUGAACCUGAUUCAUGUGAGUUCAGCUCUUUAGGAGGGUGGGUUGCUACAAGAGCUUCAGGAAUGAAGAAGAAUGUAUAUGGAAACAUUGAGGAUAUAGUCGUCCAUAUAAGGAUGGUUACACCUCAAGGUGUCAUUGAAAAGAAUUGCCAGGUUCCUCGUAUGUCUACUGGUCCUGAUCUUCAUCAUUUCAUUCUGGGAUCAGAAGGUACAUUGGGUGUUGUGACAGAGGUGACAUUAAGAGUUCGUCCUAUACCUCCAUGUAGGAAAUAUGGAUCUGUAGUCUUCCCUAACUUUGAACAAGGUGUUCAGUUUGUAAGGGAAGUAGCAAGGCAGAGAUGUGCACCAGCUUCCAUUCGUUUGAUGGACAAUGUUCAGUUCAGGUUUGGAAUGUCCCUCAAGCCACCAUCAGAAUCAAUCUGGACAUCUCUCGUUGACAGUCUCAAGAAGGUCUAUGUCACAAAGUUAAAAGGCUUUGAUCCAGAGACAAUGGUUGUUACAACACUUCUAUUUGAAGGAACUAAAGAGGAAGUUGCAGCUCAGGAGAAGAGGGUGUAUUCAAUUUCAUCAAAAUUUGGAGGUUUGGCAAGUGGUGAAGACAAUGGCCAAAGAGGAUAUAUGAUGACAUUUGCUAUUGCUUAUGUCAGAGAUUUUGCCAUGGACCAUUACAUCAUCGCUGAGUCAUUUGAAACAACAGUACCUUGGGACAGGGUUCUUGAUGUAUGCAGGAAUGUAAAGGAACGUAUAACAAAGGAGUGUGCAGCAAAUGGUGUACCAUAUGCCCCAAUCAUUAUGAGCAGAGUCACCCAGACAUAUGAUGCUGGAGCUUGCAUCUAUUUCUACUUUGCGUACAUGUACAAGGGCAUCCCAAAUCCAGUGGAAGUCUAUGAAGAAAUUGAGAAUGCUGCUAGAGAUGAGAUUAUAUCCAAUGGAGGAAGCCUGUCACAUCAUCAUGGAGUUGGCAAGCACAGGAAGCACUUUAUGAAGGGUACAGUAUCAGACGUUGGAAUGAUGGCAUUACGAGCAGUCAAAGACAGACUAGACCCUGACAAUAUCUUUGGCAAUCAGAAUCUAAUGUAAUGCAAGUUCAAUACUCCUGUUUCUCUUACAGUACAGUGCAAUUGAUAAAUCAAAUCAUGAUAUUGUUCUGUUGGUAAGGGUCACUGUCAUUAAAGGUGCACACUGGUUUCAGGUAUGAAUAUACAUCUUGUAUAGUCAGUCUGAUUUGAUGAUAAUGAUUAAGAUCAUUUGAUAUGAUGGCAUUUUUUUUUCAUUUUGAACAUUGGAAACUUCAUAUGCUUCGUUGGGAUGCAGAUAUCCUCUAUUCAAUUGAAAAUCGUAGGUAAAAAUCAGAAGUUGAAUGUGGAUUUGUAUAUUUUGUGACUAAUGUUUUUGUUAAUUGAUAUUGUACAUCAUCUACCUAUAAAGUUUGAAUGUUGUAAACAAUGCAAACUUUGUGAUGAUCUGGUCAUGGCUUGAAAAGCCAUGAUUCACAUACUAAUACCAGUAAUAGUAUUUUUCUGAAUAUUUCAUACGAAAAUACUCCAUUACAGAAUUGUACAGCAGAAUCAAGGAGUAAUAUGAUCAUACAAUACUUUGACAUACAUGAGGUAUGAGCUAGCUGAGGGAGCUAACCUUGAGGAAUCUUAAUUGGAAUGUGGUUAUCUUCAUUCUCUGUUUGUUUGUGUGAUGGUUGUCUUUGUGGUAUAUUCUUGUGUAAAUUUCUUAAACAUUUUUUUUAUACAAAUCUUACUUUUGUCAUCUAUGCUUCAUAGUUACAUGCUGAUCAUCUACGUAACAUCUGAAUAAAGUAGUCUUGAUCACAUAGUACCCUAGUCCCUGUAGGAUAAUUAUACCAUUCAAAAUGGUACUGUAAGUACCUUGCGUCUUUAUUCUCCGGUUAACUGUGAAAUCUUCAAUCACAUUGGUUGGUAUUCCAAUAGCAGUGGUUUAGUUGACCAGAGGCUAACUUAGAACAUACUUUUAUGGGGUGCCAUAUGCUACCUUAUUCAUCAAGAACAAAUAAUUUUAAUCAUGUGGUGAAAAGUUAUGGUUAACAAUGUUAGGGUGAGAAAUGCCUUAUAAGUACAUGGCAAAAUGAUAUUAUUCUAAUGGAAUGAGAAGAAUAUGAUUGUAUGAUACAGUAAAUGUAAGAAAGAUACUUGAUACAAUAACCUUGUUAUGAAUAUUGAAACAAUAACAUGAAACCUAACAGUCCAUAACAGAUGGUUAGUCAAACCUGGGUUUAAUUAUCAUUGACUGGUAUUCUAUAAUUAUUUUUACAGAUGCUUGACAGUUUUAUAUAACUUAACAUUUAUUAAGUUGAUGGGGCAAACUUUUACCUCAAAGGCAAUCUAGAUGUAGAUUUUUUUCCCAAGAAGACCUUAAGAAAGAUAUGUUAUUAGACUGCCAUGGAAGUGCAUCUCAUCACCUGAAACCUUUUUAUCAUGUGAUUUAUUCAUUACCAACAGCGGGUAAAAUAUUCACUUCAGUAUGUUUUCUUAUACAACAGGAAACUUUCCUUUGGAAAGACAACCUAGGUUGUAGGUGGUAAAUUUUUUACAAUUUCCCUGCUAAAUUGCAAUGUUUGUAAACAUCCGUAUGAAGCAGGAUGUGGUGAAGCUCUUUAGUCAUCUUGAACAUGAGCAAUGACCCUCAACUUUGUAUUAAGUUACAGUAAUGUUUGAGAUCAGGUUGAGUAUAGUAUUCACUAUGUCCCUCAUACCACUCCAUAAUAUAUAUUCAUCAAGCACCAACUACAUGUAAUUGUUAUCUGUUUUAGUAUUAAGCAAUACAAGGUGUUAUAUCCAAUUGCCAAAGCAAUGCAAAAUUUACCUGUUAUUUUAUCCAAUGGAAUGUGUUAAGUUGUUAGAACAAUAAUACAUUCUGUACUGUAAUAUUUACAUGUUCAUGAAGGGCAGAUGAAAUGUAAACAUUUUUUGUAGUUUUCCUUUUACUAUAAUAUACUAUCCAGUCUAUAUGUCCUAGUCUAUAAAAGAACAUUACUUUUAAAUUUGUGGUUAUAUGAAGCUUGCUCAUUGUAUUUUUCAGUGGAAUACAAUAAAAUGCCUUUGCAAUCAUUAAUAUUAUUAUGUAAGCUAUAUUUAGCUAAAAUUCUUUGAAAAUCUAAAUUUUAGAAGCAGCUAAUUGCAAUGGAUACUUUUUCAUAUGUAUUUUACAUUCCUUGUGCCUAUUUUUGUCUCGCCUGCAUAGCAGAGCGAAGCUAUAGGCGCCGCUUUUCCGACAGCAGCGGUGUCGUCAACAUUGAAAUCUUAACCAAGGUUAAGUUUUUGAAAUGUCAUCAUAACUUAAUAAGUAUAUGGACCUAGUUCAUGAAACUAGAUCAUGAAACUUGGACAUUAGGUUAAUCAAGUAUUACUGAACAUCUUGCCUGAGUUUAAGGUCAAAUGACCAAGGUCAAAAGUCAUUUAGGGUCAAUGAACUUAGACCAUGUUGGAGAAAUCAAUAUCAAAAUCUUAACCAAGUUUAAGUUUUUGAAAUGUCGUCAUUACUUAACAAUUAUUGGGACCUAGUUCAUGAAACUUAGACAUUUAUAAGGGUAAUAGUUUAUCAGUGAAGAUCCUGCCUGAGUUUUCGGGCACAUGACCAAGUUCAAAGGUGACUUAGGGUCAACGAACUUUGACUAUGUUCAGGGUAUUUUUGGAAUUGUCAUAACUUUGAAUGUUUAUGGAUCUAGUUCAUGAAAAUUAAAAAUGAUAGAAAUUAAGUAUCCCUAAACUUCCUGUGAGAGUUUCAGGUCACAUGACCAAGGUCAAAGGUCAUUUAGAGUCAACAAACUUUGAUAAUGUUGGGGGUAUUUGUGGUAUUGCCAUCAUAACUUAAAAAUUUGAUGGAUCUAGUUCAUGAAACUUGGACAGAAGAGUAACCAUGUAUCCCUGAAUAUCCUGUUCGCGUUUCAGGUCACAUGACCAAGAUCAGUGAACUUUUGCCAAGUUGGGGGUAUUUGUUGAAUUGGCACCAGCAAGUUUAUUGAUCUACAUGCAUGUAGUUCAUGAAACAUAGACAUAAGGGUAAUCAAGUAAGUUUUGCACACAUCUUGGGUCACAUGAUCAUGGUCAAAGGUCAUGUUUGGUCAAGGGACAUAGUAUUUCAUUACCAAAGAAGUGUUUUCUUUUGUGAUUAAUUAUUCAAUAGCUGUUUUCAAAGUCAGUAUUGCUGCUAUAUUGAAUCGCAUAAUGCAGGCAAGACUGCCAGAGGUGUUCCACUUGUUAGAAUUUAUCUUUGUUUUUGUAUUCAAAAUGGGUUAAAGUUAGGGAUAUAUAAUUAUAUUUAUAGUUUAUGUAAGGGGAUUGAAUUGAAUUAAAUGCCAAUGUCAUGUAAUGAUUAUUGUAAAUUAAUCCACAUGUGUGGUAUGUAAUGGUACAUAUAAAGCGGAGUUGUAACCUUCAA
Lytechinus pictus (painted urchin) is the source of this 5052-nucleotide messenger RNA. Its product is annotated as alkyldihydroxyacetonephosphate synthase, peroxisomal-like. Gene Ontology annotation, cellular component: peroxisome. Bases 1 to 1722 code for a protein of 573 amino acids. Gene Ontology annotation, biological process: lipid biosynthetic process. The record is from RefSeq and is a predicted model, not a curated record. Gene Ontology annotation, molecular function: FAD binding; alkylglycerone-phosphate synthase activity. The transcript is spliced from 21 exons. Lineage: Eukaryota; Metazoa; Echinodermata; Echinoidea; Temnopleuroida; Toxopneustidae.